AUGGAAAUGAGUGAGUCCAUUCAGGUGAUCAAUGCUCAUACAGGUGAAUCAGUGGGAAUAAACAGAUACUAUUAUGUUACGCUGGAUGAACUAAGGAAAUUUUGUUCAAAUCAAUUCAAUAUACCUUCAAAUCAAUUGUUUCUUAUAUCACCAUUUGGUUAUAAAAUUAAAAAAACUUCAUCUCUUGAAGAAAUUAAUGAAAUUUAUGUUUAUGAUACAAAUUUAUUUUCAAAUUCAAAUUCAAAUUCACAAUCAUCUGAGUUUAUAAAAUCAUAUAUUUCAUCACAAUUCCCAGAAGUUUUCGAUAAUUUGAUACAACCUAUAAAUUCUCCCCUCUUGGAUGUUGAUUUAAAUAAAAUUUCCAAUGCUAAGAAUUCAAGACAAAUGAUUAGUCUUUUAACUACAAAUUUAGGUUGGGUAGCUGCUAUACAAUCGGAUACAUUACUUUUCCAUAAAAGAAUCAUAGAAUUGAGUGAUAGAAUACGGAUAUUAUUUAAAGCUUUAAGAGUUGCAACUCAAUAUAUUGAUAGUUUUUAUCAUGAAAUUAAAAAAAAUUAUGAUUCAACAUUUGAUUUUGUUAUAUCGUUACAGCAACAAUCUUUAAAUCUGUCAUGGAAAGAUCAUUAUAAAAAAUUGAAAUAUAUUUCAUUAGUUUCAGAUGACCAAACUGCAUUAUCAACUUUAGUUAAUCAAAGGGAAUUGGAUAAUCAGGCUCAUCAAAGUAUAAAAGAGACAAAUAAUGUUACAAAUGAGUUAUUGGGUUUCAAAAACAAUAUUGAAAAUAGUAAAAAUAUAAGAUUAAAUUCAGAAAAAGAAUUAGAUACUAUUGAAACUGAAACAUUAAGACUGAUUACUCAUUUUGAAUCAAUUGACGAAUUAAAAGAUCUUAAUUUAUUAGCAGAUAAAGUUCAAUCUGAUACUAAACAUCUCUUGAGUAAAAAUAAAUCAACUUUAGAUGAUAUUGAUGUUGAAAUAAUAUUGGAAACUUUUCAAACUCAUAAAUCUGAAUUUGUGGAGAAAAUUUAUAAUUCAUCAUUAAACAUUUUUAAGAUAUUUGGGAAUCUUAAAUCUUUAUUCUUGAAGCUUCAAAUUGAUUUAACUAAACAACUGCAAAUAUUAACCACUGCACAAACGGAUUUAAUAUCUGUUAAAGAAUCAUUGAAAAAUAUGAGUAAAAAAAUUGAAACUAUUCAAUCUUUAGAAUCAUCAUUAUCACAAACUGCUGAUUUACCUUUAUUAUAUGGUUUAUACAUUGUUGAAGAUAUACGAAGAUCAGAAUGGUUACAAGAGAUGAAAUCAUUAGCUUCCAAAACAAUUGAAAAUUUUGCAUCUAUAAGAGAACGUGAAGUUAAAUAUAGAACUCAAUGGGUUAAGAAUUUUGGUUCAAUUUUAAAACUUUUAAAUUAUAACAUUUCUUCAUUUAAUAGUGGUAAUAUUGCAACUUUUGAUUUAAAUAUAAAUGAAGAUUCAUCUAUUAAGACUUUAGGAUCGUUCAUUAAAGAAGAUGUCUUAAAUUAUAUUGAUCAAUUAAAGAAUAUUGGUUAUAAUCCAGAUAAUAUCAAUGUUAUAACAAGAGCACUGAAUGAUUUACCACUGAGAAGAUCAAGAAUUAAACUGUCGGAUUCUGGUGGCUUGGAUAAUACACCUUCAGAUCAAGCUAUAAAAGGUUAUAAGGCAAGAAUUAAAAAACUUGAAAGUUUAUUACAUCAAGAACAAUUCAAAAAUUUUAAUCAAUGGCCAUCACAAACAAAUGAUUCAAGACUUUCUGCAUUAUCAAGAUAUUCUCUUGUAUUUGAUAAAUCUCAAAAUAAAUCUCAAUUUAGACCAAAUUCUGGUACCAUUGAACCACAUCAUAUUCCUGGUUCAAGUAAAGUUGUUUCACCAUCAAUUGAAAGAUCGGUUUCUCCACCAAGUGUCAAUUCUCAUAGUGCUGAAUUAAUUACAGCUCGUUCAGAAAACGAAGACUUGAAGAAAAAAAUCCAAAAAAUGAAAGAUACGAUUGAAGCAACAAAUCAAGAGUUAAAAUCUGUUAGAGAUGAAUUUAGUUCACAUUAUUCUGAAAGUCAAGGUCUAAUUAAACAAUUAGAAACUUUAAAAGAUCAACAUUCAGUGGAGCUUUCUUCAUUGAAAACUCAAAUUGAUGAUUUGGAAAACAAAUCAUUUGAAUCUAAAAGAUUAACAACAAAACAGAAAAAUGAUAUUUCUAAGUUGGAAGAAUUAUUAAAUGAAAGAAAUACAUUUAUUGAUGAAUUAAAACAAACAAAUUAUGAGAAGAUUGAAGAAUUGGAAACAAAACUUAAUGACGCUUUGAAUAAAAAAUCAGAUUCUUAUUACGAUCUGGAAAGUGAUUUUGAAAAGUUCAAGACUGAGCAUUAUGAACAAAUCAAAAGUUUAGAGUCACAGGUGAAUCUUAAAUCAUCUGAUCAAUCAGAAUCACAUAAGGAAUUGGAAGAAGCUUAUGAGAAAUUACAAACUGAAUAUAACACAAAAAUUAAAGAUCUUGAAGAUCAACUUCAUUCAAUAAAAGAGGAUAAACAUACAUCAGUUGAAGAUUUGGAAAAUCAAUUUGAAAAACUUGAAACUGAUCAUGACUUUAAAAUAUCAACUUUGAAAACCGAACAUGAAGAAGAAAUUAAACAUCAUAAAUCAUUACUUGAGAAGAAGGGUGAGGAAUUAUCUCAAAAGCAAAUACCUGAUGUUAGUGAAGAGUUGAAGAGACUUAAACAAGAGUUGGAAACCCAAAAAGCUGAAAAUAAUAAAUUACAAGAAGCAUUGAAUUCAAAGGAUAAGGAGAUUGAAGAUUCAAGAUCUGAAAAUGAAGAACAAAAAGUUGUGAUAGCUGAUUUAAAGAGAGAAACAAUUGAAAUUAAAAACCUUACUGAGCAAAAAGAUCAAUUAGUAUUGACAAAUCUUGAUUUGAAUAAAGAAAUUGAUAAAUUCAAGAAUGAUUAUACUUCUUUAGCUUCUAUGAAGAAUGAUUUAUUAGAAAAUAUGUCAAAUCGUGAAAAUGAAUUCGCAAGAGAGAAAAAAUCUCAUCAAGGUGAAAUUGAAAGUCUAAAGAUGAAACUGGAAGAGUUAGAAAAACUUCAAGAUGAAUAUGAAGCAAAACAAUCAUCAAUAAUUAAUGAUAGACAAACAAUUUUACAGUUAGUUAUAAUUAUUAAUUCACUUAUUAUCAAAGCAAAAGAUUUAAGUGAAAUUGUCUACAAUGAUUAUGGAUCAUUUUGUGCAACUUUAAGAUCCAUGGGAUUAUUGGCUGUUAGAAAUGAUAAUGGUGAAGUGAAUAUCAUUAGAGUUAAAGGUUUAAGAAAAUUAGGUGAAACUACAGAUUUUAGUACAACUUUAGAUAGAACAACAAAUGGUAUGAAAUCGGAUUUGGAACAAGAAGCUUUUAAGUUUUUAUCAUGGGUUGAAUUACCUGAUUUGAAAUCUAUUCAAGAUUUAAACUUGGAAAAUGAAGAAGAAUCAAGUUUUGAAUCUUUAGAUUUAGUUGUUGAUAACAUUAUUGAAAAUUAUAAUUUGGAUAAAUUUGAAGAUAAAUAUUUAACAUUUGUUAAUCAUAUAACAAAUCUAUCACCACUAUAUAAAUCAAGUAUCUCUAAAAGAUUUAAAGAAGUUGAAAAUCUGGCAAAGAGAGAAUUGAAAGAGAAUAAAAGAUUCAAAGAAUUACAAAGUACCAAAAUUAGUAUUAGAGAUUUUAAAGUUGAUGAUUUAGUUUUAUUUUUACCAACAAGAUCAACAUUAAACAAUGCUAAUGGACAAUCUCAAACCAAUAAUGCAUGGGCUGCAUUUAAUGAUACUGGUGAUAUGAAAUAUUUACUUAAAAAUGAUUUAAAGAUUCAACCAUCAAGACAAUGGAUAAUUGCCAAAAUUUUACAAAUCGAACAAGCUGAAAAUGAUAAAAAUGAAUAUCAGAUAACUGCAGAAGAAGUUAUUUUAUGA
This is a messenger RNA of Hansenula ciferrii, 3942 nucleotides long. RefSeq names its product autophagy protein ATG11 (gene ATG11). The record is from RefSeq and is a predicted model, not a curated record. The coding region runs from base 1 to 3942 and encodes 1313 amino acids. Gene Ontology annotation, biological process: positive regulation of protein phosphorylation; piecemeal microautophagy of the nucleus; reticulophagy. Gene Ontology annotation, molecular function: molecular adaptor activity; protein kinase binding. NCBI's taxonomy places the organism in Eukaryota, Fungi, Ascomycota, Saccharomycetes, Phaffomycetales, Wickerhamomycetaceae. Gene Ontology annotation, cellular component: phagophore assembly site membrane; Atg1/ULK1 kinase complex; extrinsic component of membrane. The transcript has a single exon.